AUGAAUAUCUCUCAACCCAUCUCGUCGUCUAUCGAGACAGUCGAGUUCACAUUCCUUACCGACGAAGAAAUCAAGGCGAUCUCCGUCAAGCGUAUCGAGAACGACAGCACCUUCGACAACCUUCUUAACCCUGUUCCCGGCGGUCUCUACGAUCCGGCUCUUGGAUCAUGGGGCGAUGCUCUCUGCGCCACCUGUAACUUGAACCAGUCUUCGUGCCCGGGCCACGCCGGCCAUAUCGAGCUCCCCGUUCCCGUCUAUCACCCAGUCUUUCUCGACCAGGUCCUACGUCUUCUGCGAUCGCAAUGUGUCUAUUGCAAAGGUUUCCGCAUGCGCCACCGCGAAAUCAACCGCUACUCGUGCAAACUCCGACUCCUGCAACAUGGUCUCCUUCACGAGGCUCACCUGGUCGAUGCCAUUGGCGAAGAGCUCAAGGGUCUCGCCCUGCCUGGUGUUCCUACCGACUACGAGAGCGAGGCUGAAGAAGAAGGCACCUCCUCCGUCGACAACAUUGUCGGCGCGAGGGAAGCCUACGUGCGCCAGGCGCUCAAGUCGCAUAAGCUCAGUCUCGGUGAAGUCAGGAAGGGCAAGCAUGAAGGUGCCAUUGAGAUGCGCAGAGAACUGAUCAAGGAUUUCUUGACGCAAAUCACCAAGCCGAGGCGAUGCGACAACUGCGGCGGCAUAUCUCCCGCCUACCGCAAGGAUCGCUUCGUCAAGAUCUUUGAAAAGGCCCUCAGCGAGAGGGAUCUUGCUCAGAUGGCCCAGAGAAACCUGCACGUCAAGGACUCCAUGGCGACAGCAGCUCGCGCCCGCAAGUCCAAGUCUAAGCGCGGCGCCGCCGAUGCCGACGAGGGCGUUGCCGACGUUGACAUGACUUCAGCGGAGGAAAACGACGUCGAAAUGCGCGAUGUCAGUGGCGACGAGCUGGACCUGGCGGAUAAGGAAGACGAAUCGCGAGCCGAUGCUGUCGCUGUCGCUCCCGGUCAGCAGCGCUACAUCAGCGCAAUGGAGGUUCGCGCACGUCUGCGGGAGCUAUUCGAGAAAGAGCAAGACAUCAUGUCGCUGGUGUACAACUCGAGACCAAUGACCAAGAAGGCCGCUAAGGUAUCAGCGGACAUGUUCUUUAUCCGAACCAUUCUCGUCCCGCCCAACAAGUAUCGGCCCGAAGCCCGAACCGGCGAUUCCCAGAUCUCCGAAGCCCAGCAGAACUCUCUGUACAAGAUGAUCAUGCGAAACUGCGGCAACAUUGCCAGGAUACAUCAGAGCGUCGGGUCUACGGACCAGUACGGAAGGCCGAGAGACAUCACCGAUCUGCACCAAGUAUGGACAGAGUUGCAAGAGUCUGUCAACUCGCUGAUCGACAAGAGCAAGAACCCUGUUCAAGGCGCAGCUGCGAAGAGAAACGAGGACGGCAUCAAGCAGAAGCUGGAAAAGAAGGAGGGUCUCUUCCGAAAGAAUAUGAUGGGAAAGCGAGUCAACUUUGCAGCCCGAAGUGUCAUUUCGCCCGACCCCAACAUCGAAACCAACGAGAUUGGUGUGCCCCCCGUUUUCGCGCGCAAACUCACCUAUCCCGAACCGGUGACGAGUCACAACUUCAGAGACAUGCAGCAAGCCGUCAUCAACGGUGUCGACAAGUGGCCGGGAGCGGCUGCCAUUGAGUACGAGAAUGGUCAAAUCGUCAACCUUCGAUCCAAAUCUGUGGACGACCGUGUGUCCCUCGCCAACCAACUUCUCGCGCCAACCAACAACCAGGUGAGCGGCAUGAAGAGCAAAAAGGUGUACCGGCACCUGACAAACGGCGAUGUCGUCUUGAUGAACCGUCAGCCAACGCUACACAAGCCGUCCAUCAUGGGCCAUCGGGUCCGUGUGCUGCCCGGGGAGAAGACCAUUCGCAUGCACUAUGCCAACUGUAACACGUACAACGCCGAUUUUGACGGAGAUGAGAUGAACAUGCAUUUCCCACAAAACGAAGUCGCCAGAGCAGAGGCUCUUCAGAUUGCUGAUACGGACCAUCAAUACCUGUCGGGCACGGCCGGCAAGCCCCUUCGUGGUUUGAUUCAGGACCAUCUUUCGGUCUCCGUUGCCCUCUGUAACAAGGAUACCUUCUUUGACCGCGACUCCUAUCAACAGCUUAUCUACUCGGCUCUCCGCCCGGAGAGUGGCCACAUUCUCGGAGAGAGGAUCGAACUUCUUCCCCCGGCAGUAAUCAAGCCCAGACCCAGAUGGACAGGAAAGCAGGUCGUCAGCACAAUCCUCAAGAACAUCAAGCCACCCAACGGAGAAGGCCUUUGGAUGACUGGAAAGUGUCAAGUCAAGGCUGAACAAUGGGGCAAGAGUCAUGCAGAAGAAGGCAGCGUUCUUUUCCAGGACGGGCAGUUCCUGACGGGUAUUCUUGACAAAGCUCACCUGGGCCCCAGCUCGGGAGGUCUCAUCCACUCCAUCCAUGAAAUUUAUGGCCCCGCCGUCGCGGGCAAGCUGCUCAGUGGCAUGGGUCGACUCCUCACCAGAUACCUGAACAUGCGGGCCUUUACUUGCGGCAUGGACGAUCUGCGACUCACAUCAGAGGGCGAGCACGCUCGACGGGAGGCCUUGAAGGCGGCCAAGAACAUCGGUCUUGAGGUCGCGACCAAGUACGUCUCACUCGAAGACAAGGCGCCCAACAGCACAGACCCGGAGCUUCUCGUCCGCCUGGAGGAGGUCAUGCGAGACGAUACCAAGCAGGAGGGUCUCGAUAUGCUCAUGAACCAGAGCUCUGGCAAGGUUUCAAGUGCGGUUACGGCAGCUUGCCUGCCUGUCGGUUUGGUCAAGCAGUUCCCCAAGAACCAGAUGCAGUCGAUGACAACUUCUGGUGCCAAGGGUAGUCAAGUCAACGCAAACCUCAUCUCUUGCAACCUGGGACAACAAGUUCUUGAGGGCAGGAGAGUUCCUCUCAUGGUUAGCGGAAAGUCUCUGCCAUGCUUCAAGCCCUUCGAGACGGAUGUGCGUGCCGGUGGUUACAUUGUUCAACGUUUCUUAACUGGAAUCCGACCCCAAGAAUAUUAUUUCCAUCACAUGGCUGGUCGUGAGGGCCUGAUCGAUACUGCUGUCAAGACUUCUCGCUCGGGUUAUUUGCAGAGAUGUAUCAUCAAGGGUAUGGAGGGACUGACGGUGACCUACGACUCGACGGUGCGAGAUGCGGAUGGUACCCUUGUGCAGUUCCUUUACGGCGAAGACGGUCUCGACCCGACCAAGCAGAAAUACCUCACCGACUUCAGCUUCGUUCUCCGCAAUGUUGGGUCAGAGUCGGCCCAGCUCAAUUUCAGCAACGGCUUCAAGGAGAAGCUUGCCGGCAGCAAGGACGAAAUCCUCAAGCACAUGAAGAGCGCCAUCAAGCACGCCAAGCUUAACAGUGCUGCCGCCAAGGAUCCCAUCAUUUCCAUGGUCAACCCGGCAAGAGUGGCAUUUGCCACAUCGGAGAAGUUCUACGAGCAAAUGACCAAGUACAUCAAGGACAACAAGGACGGCCUCAUUCGCGACAAGUCGGCUGCCCCGUCUGGUUUGAUCAACGCCCCCGCCGUCAGCAAGAAGUCGGCAGAGCUUGUGUUCGCUGCCAAGUACAUGCGAUCGCUGGUCGAGGCGGGUGAAGGUGUCGGUAUUCUUGCUGGCCAGGGUGUGGGAGAGCCCUCGACACAGAUGACACUCAACACCUUCCAUUUGGCGGGUCACUCGGCAAAGAACGUCACGCUUGGUAUCCCUCGUCUCCGUGAAAUCCUCAUGACAGCGAGUCGAUCCAUUUCCACCCCGGCCAUGACUCUGCUUCUUCACGAGGAGCUUUCCGCGGCCGAGGGAGAAGUAUUUGCAAAGUCGAUCAGCAUCCUGCCCCUGGCUGAUGUGCUCGACACAGCGACCGUCAACGAGCGCAUCGGCAAGGGCAACAACGGUGCUCUGGCCAAGCUCUACGACGUGCGGCUCAAUUUCUUCCCCGCCAAGGAGUACACCAAGGCCUACGCCAUCGACACCACUGAUGUCAUGGACACAGUUGAAAAGCGAUUCCUGGACCACCUCUUGAAGAUCAUGGACGGCUCGGAUGAUGAGGAGGAGGAUGGUGACGGCGAUGCGGACAGCGACGAGGGCGCCUUGAGAGCUGAGCGCGUCAAGGACCGUUAUCUCCGCGUCACCAAGUUCCGCAACGACGAGGCAGGAGAAUGGUGCGAGUUUACGCUCGAGUUCGAGGCCAACACCCCCAAGGUCCUCAUGCUCAACAUUGUGCAAGCGGCCGUCAAGAAGUCGGUCAUCCAGCAGAUACCUGGUGUCGGCUCGUGCACAUUCACGGCGGACCAUAAGAUCACGGACUCUGAGGGCAAGGAUGUGUCCGUGCCGGCGAUCUACACGUCAGGAUGCAACCUCAAGGCCAUGCAGAAGUACGGCGACUUCAUCAACCCCAACAAGAUUGCGACCAACGACAUUGGCGCCGUGCUCGACGUGUAUGGCGUGGAGGCAUGCCGAAACAACAUUGUCUCCGAGUUGGCAGGCGUCUUCAGCGGUCACGGCAUCAGCGUCGACAACCGCCACUUGAACCUCAUUGCCGACUACAUGACGCGCAAUGGCGACUACACGCCCUUCAACCGCAACGGCCUGCGUGGCAACGUAAGCCCCUUCACCAAGAUGAGCUUCGAGACGACGCUGGCCUUCCUGAAAGAUGCCGUUCUCGAUGGCGACUGGGACGAUCUCAGAACACCCAGUGGUCGUAUUGUCAUGGGCCGCCUGGGCAAGAUUGGCACGGGCGCCUUUGACGUCUUGACAGCGCUGCCUACGCACCACAUGUCGUCCAACGUGGAGUAA
This is a messenger RNA of Colletotrichum spaethianum, 4818 nucleotides long. RefSeq names its product DNA-directed RNA polymerase I subunit RPA190. The transcript has 3 exons. Gene Ontology annotation, cellular component: RNA polymerase I complex. The record is from RefSeq and is a predicted model, not a curated record. Gene Ontology annotation, molecular function: DNA-directed RNA polymerase activity; DNA binding. Gene Ontology annotation, biological process: DNA-templated transcription. Bases 1 to 4818 code for a protein of 1605 amino acids. NCBI's taxonomy places the organism in Eukaryota, Fungi, Ascomycota, Sordariomycetes, Glomerellales, Glomerellaceae.